AUGGACGCAACGGCGAGCAGAAGGAUGCAGGAUCUUCCUCCGAAAGGAGGCUACGCUCCCAUCCAAACGGCAAGAAUUAAACUACGUAGCGUUAUCGGCGCGAAAAGCAUAUUCGGGUUCUUCUUCGCUUCCACGUGUAUCGGAUGGUACGGGUACUACCUAACGCAUUUGAAGGUUAGACGAGACCAGAUUGAAAUGAGAAGUGCACGCAAUGCCAUAAUGCCAGCGUUGUUAGCGGAACAGGAUAGAGCAAUCCUGAUUCAUAUGAGACGUAACCGAGAUAUGGAGACGGAAUUAAUGAAGAACGUGGAGGGAUGGGAAGUUGGCAAGUACUACGGAGAACCGAUAUUUUUCUUGGACGAGGAAGACCAAUGGAGGGACCCCAUAUACUACGAAUAUUUCGCGCAUGUUUCACCAAACAUACUCGAUGCACGUACUCUACGCCAUCUGAUCACAUAAGAUACUCAGUGUUUGGGAUUUGUGCAGGUUGUGACCAUCUGAUGACAUUGUAAACAUAUUAAAACACCCUGCGAAGGUAGUCUAUUCAUAAUGAUGAAAAGUGUAAUUGUUCCGCGUCGUAAAUUAUUGAGAGUAACAUUCUGGAUCUAUGAGAAUCAGAAUAAAACUACUAUGUAACGUU
Ooceraea biroi (clonal raider ant) is the source of this 640-nucleotide messenger RNA. It is a transcript of the gene ND-B16.6, whose product is annotated as NADH dehydrogenase (ubiquinone) B16.6 subunit. Lineage: Eukaryota; Metazoa; Arthropoda; Insecta; Hymenoptera; Formicidae. Gene Ontology annotation, cellular component: respiratory chain complex I. The record is from RefSeq and is a predicted model, not a curated record.